AUGAAGGUUGCCCUGCUCUGUGCCAUCGUCUUCGGGGCCAUCUCUGUCGCUGCUUCUUCCUCGCAUUAUGUGGCAGACGAGCAAUUCAUUCAACGCGGUGUUCCCCAUCGUUCCAGCGCCGCUUCGAAAGCGAAGCGCGACGCCAACGGCUCCAAAGUGGGAAAGAAGGAACAUCUCUUGAAGCCUCGUGACGAAACUUCAGUAGUCAGGCUCGGCGUUGAUGCUCUCAAAGGAGCUCUUGGCGAUGGCGCCAAGGGUGGCGAGACCAUAAUCAACCACUAUCAUGCGUCUCCGAAUGCAGCUGCAGCUCAUAUGCCUGGCGGCGCUCCUAUGAGCCAUCCCCCAGCUCCCUACUACCCGCCCCCGGCCUACGGCCAUGAUCCUGGCAUGGCUGCUAGAUUCGACAAGCUCGACCAGAAGCUUGGCAAGCUCAAAGAAGGGCACAAGGCCAAUGCACAGCAGAUUCAGAUCAUGCAGGAGCUUCAGGCUAAACAGAUGCAAAUUGCACAUGCCGAGGCUUCUGGCGCCCAGGCUGCUGCUGCUGUUCCUGCUGCUGCUAAGAAGCGCGGAAUGAGCAAGACCAAAAUGGCCCUCCUGGGUGGAGGUGGUCUUGCUGCUGGUUAUGGUCUCACUAAAGUUUUUGACACCAAGCCUUCCGACUCCACUACUGCCUACAACCAGCAGGAUAUGGCUGCGCUCCAGGCUGCAGGAGGCGCUGCUCCUGGCUCUACCCCCGUCGACGGCUAUCCUCAAGGCGCAGAUCCAUCCCAGGGCGCCAUGCCGCAGGGCGCUGCUGGUCAAGAUCCUUCGGCAGGCGGAGCCGGUGGCGGCUCUGCUCAGAUUGCAGACGGACCUUACCGAAUUCCCGGCUCAGACUUGGUCUGGGUGACCGAUCGUCAAGGCCAAUAUCACGUGCUGAAGUACACACCGCAAGGUAUGGUAGAAGUAAACCCACCUGCUGGAUGGCAGCCGCCUUCCGCUGCUGGCAGCGGUGCUGCACCUGGUACCAGCGGUGGUGCUGGUGCUCCUGUGGCCUCAGACGGAAGCGCUGGAGCUUCUACAGGGGCAGAUGGCGCAGCUGGCGGUGCAGGUUCAGCAGCCGGUGCUAACCCUGUCCAAUCCGGUGACAGCAGCUCUUCGGGUGCAGGCAAGGGUGCCGGUGGUCAGAACCCAAAUGGUGCCAGCCAAGAUGCCCAGACGGCUGGAGCAGCUGGAAACCAGAGUGGCGGUAGUCCCAAGCCUGAAUACGAUAGUGCUGCAGGCAUGUACUAUGUUGUUGGUCCCAACAGCGUCAAGUACUACAUCGAUAGUCAGACUGGCUAUUUGAUUAACGCUAACACUGGCGACGUCAGCGACCCCAAGACUGGCAAGAUCGUGUACAGCGCAGAAGAAUUGAUGAAUGGCGCCACUGGAAACGACAACGGUGCUGGUCAGGGCCAGAGCCAGGCCAACGGCGGUGGGCAGUCGUCCGGUGCUGGAGCAGGAGCAGGAAAUGGGCGUAUGCAAAAGCGAUCCCUUCGCCACCGCAAGCUCGACAAGCGUGACUACGCUAAUGCAGCCUUCCAAGCUUCAAGCCCCGCUUUGCGUGAACAAGCACAGCUUGCCCUUCUCCGAGGGCCAAAUCAGGCCAACCCUGGGGCGCUCAGUGGUACCGCUACGAAAGCAGGCCCAGGUCUUGGCAAGAUGGCGGCCAAGGGAGCUCUAGGCGUGGGCGCCCUGGUAGCUCUUGUUCUCGGACUCGGCGCGUACGCUCAUCCUACACGACCCAAUACGACACCAGACAACGAGUAUGGUCUCACACCCACAAGUGUCUGCGACAUGUAUGGCGAGCCGAUCAUCCGAGAUUUCCGUGGUGUGUUGUGGAACAAGUCGACAUACACGCGCGUCGACCUGAACCAUCCUCCGCCCCUUCAUCAAUGUUCGGAGCAGGAGCUGGCUGAUGCUGGUGUCUCUGUUGGUGGAGGUGCUGGUGGUGCUGCACCGAUGCAGAAGCGUGCUAGCAAAGACAGAGAUGCGCCUCAGGACCGACAGUUGCUUGCGGCCGUGAGGGAAAACAUCAAUCAAGAGCAUCUCAGCAAAACUUCGAGUGUUGAGCUUUCAAAGCGAUCUGGAAGCAACGAUCAGUCUCUGGAAAAGCGAGGUAUGAGUGGAGUGACUUCGCUGCUACCGUCGAUGACAACAUCGGGUACUAUGGCUGUUGGCGCCACCCUACUCAUCACGGCCAUCUACCUCCACAAUAUCCAUAAAGAAAAGCUCCAGGCGCUCAAGGAUCAAUGGAAUGGUCAAUAUCACUCGGCCGGCGACGCUGCUUCUGCAGUGGGGAACGCCAUCGAUACUGGUGCCAAUGGACAGCUUUUCAACCCGAUUACGGGCAAUCUCGUUCUUGUUGACGCCACCACCAACAUGUACUACGACUCAGGGACUGGUGAACAGGUUAACCCCAAGACAGGAAUGCCCUUUAAAUAUGGUGGAGGCGACAAUAAUUCGUCGGAAUCGAGUGAUAAGCAGGCGCCGGUUCACCUUCCACUCGAUCGCAAUGGCAAUAUGUCGGGCGACUCGCCCGAGGUUCAGCAGGCCUUGGCAAAGUGGAACACAAUGUCGCCGCAGCAGCAGCAACAGCUGUUGGCUCAAUAUGGUGAUGCCGCAAGCCAGAUCUUGAACUCGCCCGAUCCAAAUGCUGCGCUGCAAGCUUGGAGCGCACAGCAGGGUGCCGCACAGCCGAUCGCCCCUCAAUUGAUACCACAACAGCAGCAGUUGGCUCCUCAACAAUACCAGACGCUAGUUCCUGGGCAGCAACAGAGCCCACCUGCUUCGGGUGGUGCCUUCGGCUCUUCUGACACAGCAGCGACAUCUGACAUGUGA
Molecule: messenger RNA, 2862 nt
Organism: Mycosarcoma maydis (corn smut)
Lineage: Eukaryota; Fungi; Basidiomycota; Ustilaginomycetes; Ustilaginales
Exons: 4
Coding region: 1-2862 (953 amino acids)
Source: RefSeq, a predicted model, not a curated record